Molecule: messenger RNA, 2684 nt
Organism: Pleuronectes platessa (European plaice)
Lineage: Eukaryota; Metazoa; Chordata; Actinopteri; Pleuronectiformes; Pleuronectidae
Product: mitochondrial import inner membrane translocase subunit TIM44
Exons: 13
Coding region: 53-1393 (446 amino acids)
Biological process (GO): protein import into mitochondrial matrix
Cellular component (GO): mitochondrial inner membrane
Molecular function (GO): protein-folding chaperone binding
Source: RefSeq, a predicted model, not a curated record
GCUGGUGCAGGGUCGAAGCACGUGGAGCUCCGUGCAUUUAUUCAGGAUCAAGAUGGCAGCCUCCUUGUGUCGGUGCUACGAGCUGGUUGGCAGACGUACUCUGGCCCUCUGCUCCCGCCCCCUGGUCUCCUCAGUGUGGAGAGAAGAUGUGCUCCGGCUACACAGGAGCCCAGCUGCAGCUGUGCAGGUGCGAUAUGCUUCAGAACGUAAAGGUUUCCUGGGGGAGUUUGUGGAUAACCUGCGUCAGGAGUUCGGUAAGAAUCAGGAGAUGAAGGACAACAUAAAGAAGUUCAGAGAAGAGGCCAAGAGGCUUGACGAGUCGGACGCUCUCCAGCAGGCCCGCAGGAAAUAUAAAACUAUUGAAGCUGAGACAGUGAAGACCUCCGAGGUGUUUAAGAAGACUUUUGGCUCCCUGUCAGAAACCGUCAAAGAGGGUAUUGAGGAGGUGACUCGCACUGACAUCGGGAAGAAGAUUAAGGAAAGUGUGGAGGGAGCAGCCAGGACAGCCAUGCACUCUGCUGAGUCUGUGUCCAAAGGAGGAGAGAAACUGGGCAGGACCAGUGCAUUCAGAGCCAUCUCACAGGGUGUGGAGACCAUGAAGAAAGAGAUCGAUGACGGUGAUGCCGGCCCCUACAGAGCCCCCCCCCAGCUGAGGAAGAGAAGUGACUUCUCCUCUAAAGGAGCAAACGGCGACGACAGAGUGUUUGAGGCCAAUGAAGAGGACAUGGGUGUGGUUCUCCACAAGGAUUCAAAGUGGUUCCAGCAGUGGAAGGACUUCAAAGACAACAACGCAGUUUUUAACAGGUUCUUUGAGAUGAAGAUGAAAUAUGAUGAAAGUGAAAACGGCCUCAUCAGAGCAUCCAGAGCUGUAACUGACACAGUCACUGGUUUUCUAGGUGGUCUUUUCUCCAAGACAGAAAUGUCUGAGGUGCUGACAGAGAUCCUGAAGGCUGACCCCAACUUUGACAAAGACUGUUUCCUCAAACAGUGUGAGAAAGACAUCAUCCCGAAUAUACUGGAGGCUAUGAUCCGUGGAGAGCUGGAAGUAUUGAAGGACUGGUGCUAUGAAGCUACCUACAGUCAGCUGGCCCACCCCAUUCAACAGGCCAGGGCGCUCGGGCUGCUCCUCCAUUCCAAAAUACUUGAUAUUGAUAAUAUAGAUUUAGCAAUGGGUAAGAUGAUGGACCAAGGCCCAGUGUUGAUCAUCACCUUCCAGGCGCAGGUCGUCAUGGUGAUCCGUAGCCCCAAAGGAGACAUUGUGGAAGGAGAUCCGGAGAAGGUGAUGAGGAUGAUGUAUGUUUGGGCGUUGUGUCGUGACCAGGAGGAGCUGAACCCCAACGCGGCCUGGAGACUCCUGGACAUCUCCGCCUCCAGCACUGAGCAAGUCCUCUAGGAGGAGGAGGCAGGCAGGUGAAAAGGUCCAGCUUGGAUCUGAGACCAACUGUGAACAAGGGCAGAAGAUACAAGGAUGUGCCUGGAAUACACAUACUGACUCAUAUAUUUAUUCAUCAACAUCCGAGGGCAGAGAACGCUGCCGUGUUACACCAGAGACAGUAUUUGCACACAGUAUAUAAAACAGUAUACUUGAAAAUGUACAUGAAAAAGGAGAUAAACUGACGGUAUAAGAUACUUUACAUGAAUAGAAAACUUUGUGUUCAACAUGUCUCGUGCUCUGGUAAGCUCAGUGUUUGUGACUCCAGGAUACAAACUGUAUUUAAAACAAUUACUUUAUUUUAAAAGUGGCUGGAACCAUCAUUUCACCAUUUGGCUAAAAGAGGAGUCAUCCAAACCCCAUAGCUUUUUCCAGUGGUACAGGCCAUCUAUUCCAGCUUGGUGGUUAAAACCAAGAGGCUCAUUUUGGGGGUGUGGACGUUGUGCCUGUGACUUCACUAAUCUUACUUAUGAAAACUGGCUUACUUCUCAUAAGGAGUCUGCUGUAUAAUGCCUUCUGACUGUUGAAAUCUGAUGAAAUAACCCAUAAUAUGUUCUGUUACCUCGGGCUGAGCUUGAGACUUAACAGAAAGUCUGUGUUACCAACUGGGGAUGUGGAGCUUGAAAGAAAUUAUAACUUUUCAGACAGGGAGGGUUGAAUGAAAGAUGCCUUUAGAAUUGUAAUAUAGCUCUCCAGUGUUUUCCAAAGUUCAUUCCAUUCUAUGGAUUCAAAGUCGAUAUCUCAGCCUCUUUUUAUUUAACAUUGAGCAUGAAAAGAAAUGCAUCUAGAGUAAUCAAAGCAUUCGCCUAUAAUUCAGCUGAAGAUAAGAUUGGACCAUGUAAUGAGUCCAUCCUGUUAUGUGUAGCUCUGCUUCAUGCACCACAACCAGAGGACCACAGGUAAGCACAGACAGCAUGUCCCUAUGUUUGUGUUGAAACCCAGUUUAUGUUUUUUACAGUCGUGGUGCUGAUGUACAAUGUACAGUCUGUACAGCCUCAGUCAGAAGAAAUGUGUCUACAUAUUAAUGCGCUCUUAACUUCAUGUACAGAAAUCAAAUGUUGAGGACUGGCUCUUUGAAAGUUUGGGAUCAGGUUCAGCUAUAGUCGUCAUGGCAGCUUUAUUGUUUGCAAAUCAUCCACCAUCUCCUGUUGUUUGUCUCAUUGAACUCUUUGGUUUACUGUCGCGUUUGUGGCUUUUUUUUUAGACUGGAGACAAAGUUGAAUAAAUGAGUCUCUACAAAGGUCACUGUAGA